Penicillium manginii is the source of this 771-nucleotide messenger RNA. RefSeq lists its product as uncharacterized. The record is from RefSeq and is a predicted model, not a curated record. The transcript has 3 exons. Lineage: Eukaryota; Fungi; Ascomycota; Eurotiomycetes; Eurotiales; Aspergillaceae. Bases 1 to 771 code for a protein of 256 amino acids.
AUGUCGACAAAUAUACUCGUGACGGGGGCUAAUAAGGCAACAUUCGAAAAUCCAGGAAUUGGCAAGGGCUUUGUGAGGCAUCUUCUCCUGCGUCCCAAUACGAUUGUGGUUGCGGGUGUGCGAGAUCCAUCCUCAGAUGAAGCAAUCGCUCUCACUGAAUUCGAAUCCGCAGUCGGAAGCAAAGUAAUUCUAGCUCAGAUAAACUCCAAGUCAGAAAGCGAUGCCAAAAGCGCAGUUCAAGACCUAGUAUCCACACAUGGAAUUGAUCGGCUCGACAUUGUUAUUGCAAACGCGGGAAUUUUCGAUACGGCCGCUCAUCAGAAGGUAUUGGAUAUGAACCUGUCCGAUCUCCAGGACCAUAUCGAAGUCAAUACCUACGGAGUCAUCCGUCUUUUUCAGGCUUCUUGGUCGCUGCUAGAAAAGUCGAGCAGACCUAUAUUUCUUCUCAACUCUGCGGGUGCAGCCACGAUGGGUGGCAUGAAGCCAUUCUCACGAUUUCCACUUGCUUCAUAUGCAUCAUCCAAAUUGUUGGCCAACUUCUUCAUUCUGCGACUGCAUAUUGAGCAUCCCAAUUUGAUUGCUUUUGCGGUUCAUCCCGGCUCGGUGGUCACUGAAAAUCGGACUGCAGCUGCGGCUAAGUUCGGAGUUCCAGUAGAAGGUCUCUCUGUGGAUGAGUGCGUGACGAGUCUGCUCUCUUUGCUCGAUGGUGCAAGUUUGGCCACGCAUUCCGGCACAUUCCUUAAUGUGGAUGGGAUGCCUAUCCCUUGGUAG